Prunus dulcis (almond) is the source of this 1069-nucleotide messenger RNA. Its product is annotated as PSME3-interacting protein. Gene Ontology annotation, cellular component: nucleus. The coding region runs from base 149 to 781 and encodes 210 amino acids. NCBI's taxonomy places the organism in Eukaryota, Viridiplantae, Streptophyta, Magnoliopsida, Rosales, Rosaceae. The transcript has 7 exons. The record is from RefSeq and is a predicted model, not a curated record.
AAAUGUUUGUUCGUUAAUUAUAGGCGUGUAGGCGUAGCAAUAGAAAUAGACAGAACAGAACAGAAAAAGCUUAUGGUUGUGGAAGCAAAAGACCCAAAAAUCUCAUAGCCAAAGGUAAAAGAAUUGUGACUUUUUAGGAUUCUGAGAAAUGGAUGACGAUUUCACACGCCCGCCCCGGCUUAUGAGCUUCGUUUCUGAGGAACAGUUGGAUGAAGCAAAGAGAACAAGGGGUGAACGGGUUGAGGAUGGCACUGCCCAGAGAGACAGACCUCUUUUCGAGAUUUUAAAAGAAAAUAAAGACAAGAAGGAUGCAGAGUUCAAUGAACGUUUCAAGCACAGACCACCCAAAGCCUUGGAUGAUGAUGAGACCGAGUUCCUUGAUACUUUAGAGAAUUCAAGGAAGGAAUAUGAGCGAAAGAUUGCAGAUGAGGAAACCCAACAACUUCUGAGUUUCCAGGCAGCCGUGGUAGCAAAGUCUAGCAUUGUACAAGAACUUCAGGAAACACCUUCUGUUCCUAUAAUACAGGAACAGAAAUCAGCUGGGAAGAGGAAUCUACCUCCUCAUCCAUUAGGUAUGAUUAUUAAGGUGAAGCCACAAGCAAAGAAAGCUAAAAUUGAUCAGGGAGGUGUUGAAGAACCCACGAACACAGUGACAACCCCACAUGUAGAUACAGACAAAAGUUUAGAGGUAAUGAAGACACCUAAUAGUGAUACUGAUAAGUCCAGUGUUGUUGCGAAGACAGGCCUUGUUUCCUAUAGUGACGAGAGUGAAGAUGACUAGCAGUUUUGUUCUCUUUAUCUUUAAGGAGCGAUUAAUAUUGAUUGAACUACUUUUUUUCUUUCCUUGCCUUUUGAUUUUCAAUAUACACAGUAAGAAAAGCGGGAUUUAGGAUUAUCUAUUCCACCUUAAAUUUAUAAAAUAUGUAUUGCGAUGGAGAAGAAAAAGAACAUAUAAAAACUUAGAGUAGGAUAUGAUUUGUGACAUGGUCUUUAAAAGGCCUCAAACACAAGCUCGUAUUUCAUCGUAUAUGGCAUGCCUCAGUCAAAAUUAUAUAAAUACUCAAGGAUA